Molecule: messenger RNA, 518 nt
Organism: Scomber japonicus (chub mackerel)
Lineage: Eukaryota; Metazoa; Chordata; Actinopteri; Scombriformes; Scombridae
Gene: gnrh2
Product: gonadotropin-releasing hormone 2
Exons: 4
Coding region: 65-322 (85 amino acids)
Biological process (GO): multicellular organism development
Cellular component (GO): extracellular region
Molecular function (GO): hormone activity
Source: RefSeq, a predicted model, not a curated record
GCCUCUGGAGGACUUUAAGACGAGAUAAAGUUAUCAGUUGAGACUAAGGUAAAGAAGAAAUAUCAUGUGUGUAUCUCGGCUGGUUUUGCUGCUGGGGUUGCUUCUAUGUGUGGGGGCUCAACUGUCCAACGCCCAGCACUGGUCCCAUGGUUGGUAUCCAGGAGGCAAGAGGGAGCUGGACUCUUUUGGCACACCAGAGAUUUCAGAGGAGAUCAAACUGUGCGAGGCAGGGGAAUGCAGCUACUUGAGACCCCAGAGGAGGAGUUUUCUGAGAAACAUUAUUUUGGAUGCCUUAGCCAGAGAGCUUCAGAAGAGAAAGUGACAGCUUUCCAUCCAUCACUGCUUUUCUACUGAGUGACCUGGCCCACCACUUCAGUCUUGACUUGUAACAGCUUUAUGUUGAUCUCUCAUAUUUAUUAUAUUUGUCAGUAAAUUUGUACUAAAUUUGUGUCGGAUUCUCCCUGUGGAAAACAAAUGUUGAAAAUAUGUCCCAUAAUAAAGUAGUCUAUUUUGAUAUU